UACAAGAGAGGGAUUGUUGGAGAACUUUCCAAUAAAAAGUUUGCGGAAAUUUCGGACACUCACACACUUUUUAUUCUCACAAACCUUUACUAUAAACUGUAGAGUGGAGGAAAAACUUAACAUAAAUUGGACAGGUUUCUAAAGUCAACCAUUCAUUCGUCAGUCAAGUGUGCAAAUACAGUGGAAUAAACAAUGGACCAAACGGAGAAAGUUAAGAGGUGGUUGUGGCACGCUUUUCACGGCAUCGACAGGAACACUGGCGCCAUUGACCCCACUGAACUCAAGGUUUUGACGGCCCACGUUGGAGCCUCACUAGGUGCUCACAACACAGGCAAAAUCACCGGUAAAGUAAGCGAGAAAUUCAAGUGCAACAGCACGGGUUCCAUCUGCUUCCAAUCUUACCUAGACUUCCUCAAGGAGCAGAACUUCCUCCAGAAUGAGAACAUCGACAACAAGAAGCUGGAAGACACCUGCUGGAUGCUGAGCUUCAAAAAGUACGAGACCCGGGACAACAAGAUCGUCGCUAAUCCGGAACUCAAGAAACUCUGGCAGAUCUUUAACUUCUUAGCGGAGCCUGAGACGUACCCCGUGACUAUCGACCGGGAGGAGAUGGCCCUCUUGAUGGAGAAGCUUGUGCUGGCGCUCGGGAUGAAGUGGGACAUGACCCACUUUGAGUACGUCACCAAGGACCUGAAGACGUUCACCUUCAAUAAGAUGCUGUGUUGUUAUGAGUCGACAUUUGCUAAGGGGAUGGACAAGGCGUCCAUUGCGGAGGCGGUGUUAGAAGUCUAUGAUGAGAUCAUUGAAGAAGUAGAGAAAAAGGGAUUACUUUUUAAGAGGGGUCACAAGAUUAAGAGUUGGAAGGAGCGUUGGUUUGUCUUGAAGCCUGGCUGUUUGUCCUACUACACUAACCGCAACGAGAAGGAGAAAAAAGGAGACGUCUUCAUCACAUCCUGCUGGGAGGCAGAAAAUAUUCCAGACCAGAAGAGCUACAAGAAUGUGUUUGCCAUUUGGACCAAAGAAUGUCAACAGCAAGAGAAGACGAGAUAUGAGUUGAGUGCCCCUGAUCCACGCACUAGACAGGCCUGGCUAAUAGCUGUAAGGGCCAUCAUCCAGAGAGAGCAGACAAAAGGAAAAGGUCAAUACGGGGAGCUUCUGAAGAGACGAGAGAAGAGGAGGCUGCAGAAUAUAAAGCUGGAAGAGGAGAGGAAAUGGAGAGAAGCUGAAUUCUUGGAGAAGAAGAGUAAGGAGAGAGAGAUUGAAGACCUCCAAAAGGCCCAAGAAGCGGCUAAGAGGAAGGCUGCUGAGGAGCUUGCCUUAAGACUCCUCAAUGAGGAGGGGGAGAGGAGACAACGACAGCUAGAGAAGGAAGAAAGAGAACUAGCAGAACGGAAGAUGGAGAGUAUUAAUGCGGCCAAGUUAAAGGCAGAGCGGAGAGUUGAAGAGGAGGCAGCACUGAGGAUAGCCAAGGAGGAGGAGGAGGAAAAAAGGAGAUGGUUAGAGUUACAAGAGAGAGAACGACAGACAAAGGAACUGGAGGCUGUCAAUGCUGCCCGCCUUGAGGCAGUUCACCGUGCCAAUGAAGAGGCUAGACUGAGGAAGCUUAAGGAGGAGGAAGAGAAAGAGAGGAGGCGCUUGGAUGACCAAGACCGAGCGCAGCAAGCCAAGGAACUGGAAGAAGUCAAAGCAGCUCGACUGGCUGCAGAAAAGAAGGCAGAGGAAGAAGCUAAGCUGAGAAAAGCCAAGGAAGAGGAAGAGGAGAAGAGGCAUCUUCUUGAGGAUGAAGAGAGAGCCAGACAAGCGCAGCAACUUGAGGAGCUCAGGAUGGCCUGUGCUGAUGCAAGUAAACAAGCUAAGCUUGAAGAGGCCCUGAAGGAGGCAGAGAAGGAACGUAAGGCUGAGCUUGAAGCCCUCAUGGAGCACAUGAGGAUUGCCUUAGAAGAAGAGAGGAAAGCCAGGACAGACGCUGAGGAGGCCAGGGCACUACAUCAAAGACUCUUGGAGCAGGAGGCUCGAGAGCGGGAGAAAUUCAAAGAGAAACAAGACCGCAUCUUCAAAGAAGAACAGCAAAGACGAGAAGAUCUGGAGCUCAAGAGCGAGGUGUUGAGCAAGCAGCGAGAGGAGAAGGAGGCCCUCCUGGAUAUUGAGAGAGCUCGCUUCAAGGAGUUGGAGAACGAGAGGAUGGCAGCCGAUCAACAACUUAAGGUCGCACUGGAGAAGAUCGACAAGGCGGAAAAGUUGAAGGAGAGAAAAGAGAUGUUACGACGAGAGCUGUUGAAGCCAGUUGGUCUGGCGCGGCCGAUCCAGCCUAGCGCCAAGCCUCUCUUCACCCACCGUGGAUUACCCAAAUUCCUGGAUAAUAAGCUGUACAAGGAGCAACAAGAAUUAAUUCAGGAGAUAGCGGCAAGUGAUAAAACGAGCAACAGUGGGUCAGCUGCGAAUGGUCAUUCGGAGGGUUGUAAUGGUCAGCAGACCAACCAGGAGGAGACAGAAAAUCUAAAUAGGUAGAUGCAACUCAUUCCAUCUGUGGUUGUUUUAGUAUACAAAUAAGUAAUGCUUAUGAGUGUAAUGGUGCAAAUAUUUUCAUAAAAAUUUGGGAAAUGGAAUGUUUUGUUCAAUGAGGUGGAGCCGAGUUGAAUGGAGUAUUAGAAUGAAAAUAUUCUCACUAUAGAAAUUAAAAAACAUUCAAUAUUUGAUUUAUAUAUCUUCCAAGUAGAUCUUAGUCAUUUUGAUUGGAGGAUACAACUUUCAAAAUAAACCAAGCAUACAUUAUUAACUGUGACAUUAGGCUGGCUACAGCCAUUUCUUUUGGUUUGGCUUGUUAGGAGUUAACAGUGACUAAGUUCGUUCUGUAAAACUGCUGGUUUUUUUUGUGACACGUGGAUCAUGCCUUGUGGUCUGUACUGCU
Asterias rubens (European starfish) is the source of this 2908-nucleotide messenger RNA. RefSeq names its product switch-associated protein 70-like. NCBI's taxonomy places the organism in Eukaryota, Metazoa, Echinodermata, Asteroidea, Forcipulatida, Asteriidae. The transcript is spliced from 13 exons. Gene Ontology annotation, cellular component: cytoplasm; nucleus. Bases 193 to 2508 code for a protein of 771 amino acids. The record is from RefSeq and is a predicted model, not a curated record.